AUGAGCCAUUUUGUGACUCUUCAUGUUUUCGAUGUCAAACUUCAGCCGACAGAAAUGGAUACCCUGGAUCUGUUGAGGAAUUGUUUGGUGUGCAAAUGGGACCUGCGGAAGAGAGAGCCCAGAAUGCUACCUUGCCUUCAUUCCUUCUGUAAGGACUGUCUUCCGGAUUUGAUUCAAGGAUAUAGCUGUAUUCCCACUGAAUAUGAAGUUCUAUACGAAGGUAUCCUUUCCUGCCCUGUGUGCAAACAGACCUGCUUUGCAAGGAAUGUAGUUGAAAAUUUCUUUCUUAAGGACUUUGCCACUGGUAAUUCAGCUAUGGCAAAGUGCUGCUCCACAUGUAAAGAGAAGAGACCCGCUCACAGUCUCUGUACAAGCUGCAAUAAGUGGUUAUGCAGCUCAUGUACAGAGGAACACAGGCAUGGCAAGGAAACUGGAGACCGCUUCUUCUCUGUAUCCCUGAAGGGCUGCACAGCAACUGAAGAUGAAGGAAGUGAGUUUUCCUUAUUUUGUCCAGUGCACACUCAAGAGCCCCUCAAGCUGUUUUGUGAGACCUGUGAUAUCCUUACAUGCCGCAGCUGCCUUCUGACAGAGCAUAAGGAACACAGGUUCAGACAUCUUGAUGAAGCUUUGCAAAAUCAGAGACUUAUCCUGGAAAAUGUCAUAACUAAAGUGGAAGAGAAAAAAAAUGGGAUUCAGGUUUCAGCUAAACAGAUUGAAGACAGGUUGCUUGAAGUAAAACAUUUAUACAAAAAGGUAGAAAAUCAAAUAAAAAUGGCCAAGAUGGUUUUGAUGAAUGAAAUCAAUAAACGAACAAACAUCCUUCUUGAACAACUUGAAAAAAUCACCAGUGAAAGGAAGCAGAAAUUGGAGCAACAAAUGCAAGGUGUUGUGGUUUUAAGCAGACAGGUAGAACAUGUACAGAACUUCAUCAGCUGGGCAGUGUGCAGUAAAAACGGCAUCCCAUUUCUCUUCAGUAAAGAACUGAUUGUAUUUCAGAUCCAGCGCUUGUUAGAGACAAACUGUAACACAGACAUAGGCCCUCCUCUGAAGAUCAGAUUUACUUGGGAUCCCUCCUACUGGACUAAACAACUGUCCAAUUUGGGUGGUUUCACUAUGGAAGGUGGACAGGUUUCUCACUCAGAUGUGCUACUCUGCGGAAAUGUGCAAGGAUUACAGACCUCCUCGUAUCAUGGGCACCGUUCACCAGCAACACAGCUGGAGCCUGUGAAUAGCCAGCCACAUCAGUUUCCACCUGCAGUUCAGUGUCCUACGCCUGUGUGUUGCUCACACUGCCUCAGCACACCUCACGCAAACAAAGCUCAGCCUUCUUACCAAGACAUAAACCGCCAUCAAAAUUUUCGACAACCUCCUGAACUGCAUCAGCAGCACUUUCCUCUGCAGUACGCCAUGCAGCAACGUGACAAAGACCAAAGGGGUGCCCCCCAGCCUAUGAAGCUAACACAGUCUGGGCUGGAACAGCAGUCACGGUCAGAGCCAGAGUAUGAGUCCGGGAGGAUGGGAAAGCACUUACCAUCCCAGCAGCUGCAGCAAACUGCACCCCUGGGUUAUGCUGUUGUAUCACAUGAGGCUCAGCAAGUUCGCACGAGCCAUCCGCAGCAAUUCCGCGCACAGGCUUCUUUGCAGACAUCAACUGUGCAAGUGCAACUUGGUCAUCUCCAGAAGAUAAAAUCUAACCACUUGCAGCAGCCACCACAGCAGCAGCAGCUGCCACCAGCAUCACCACCAUCAGGUCAGAAUGAGAACACUCACAAACAAGUCAUCCAGCAGAGCCUGGACAUAAUGCACCACCAGUUUGAGCUGGAGGAGAUGAAAAAGGAUCUGGAGCUUCUUCUGCAGGCCCAGGGACAGUCCAGCUUGCAGCUGAACCAAGCUAAGACACCUCAGCAUGUUCAACAGACCAUAGUUGGUCAAAUCAACUACAUAGUGAGGCAGCCAGCCCCAGUUCAGCAACAAAUCCAAGAUGAAGCACAAGUCUGUGAGAGUUCCACUGAACCUGAUGCCCAGAAACCUGACAGAAGUGAUAGUCCCUCCCUGGCACAGUUACUAGAUGAAGAAGCCAGUGUGAGCGGUCACUCCGCUGAGAGCACAUUGCAACAAUCAGCUUUCCACCCAGUAAGGAAGCAUUCAGCAUCCUUAAACAUUGUGGGCUUUUCAGACGGUUUAGAAAUGGAAUUACCUUCCACAAGGUUAUCUAGCUUGGCCGAUCCACAGACGCAAGGUGCAGCUGCUGUAACACUUGGCCCGUCCCCAAAUGUGCUUUGUGACUGUGAUACUCCACCAGAGUCGGUGUCCAGCUAUAGCUUGGCGUUGGGCAGAACUCCAAGUGACCUGAACCCUGGGGCUGCCACUGGCCUUGCACCAGGUGAUGCACUCCAGGGCAGCACAAAGUGCAAGCUGGAAAAUGAAGACUUCAAUACUGUAGAUCAUCCUCUAGAAAACAGCUUGGCUACUGCUGGGCAAGAUGUAGUUAAUGAAUUAACUCUUUCUAUGCAAAAAGUGCUGGAAGAACCUAUUAAUCUUUCAAUCAAAAAAUCUCAACGUUGCACUUCUCCUUCUGAGCUGCUCAGCAACACUUCUUUCCUGCCUGUGAAUGCCAGAAUGAGACAAUUUAGAAGCAAAGAAGAUUCCAGUAACUGUGAAAAGGAACAUUUUGAAAUGGAUAUGAAAAGCAAUCAGGAUGUCAGAGCUGGCCCUAAGGAGCAGAAGAUCCCCUACGUGCGACUAGAACGUCUGAAAAUAUGUACAUCAGAAGCGGGGGAGCUCCCAGUGUUUAAGCUCCAGCCACAGGACAAUGAGCAGGAGGGCAAUUUCCUCCUGAUAACUGAAUGUGGGACCCAGUCUUCAAGUAUGUCGAUAAAGAUAAAUAAAGAUGGUCCACCUGAAGGACUGAAAUCCAAAGAGAAGAACUCAGAGGACAGAAAAUUUCUCAUAUCCCAGGCUGCAGGACAGACACAGUCUCCUCCUGUAGAUAAUCUGUCUGUUGAUCAGAAGCUCAGCAAUGGCAUCUCCACCAUGAAAAAACCUCCAGUUACUCAGGAAGUCAAUCCAAUUGAAAAUGAGGAUUUCUGUGCUGUGUGUCUUAAUGGAGGAGAACUGUUGUGCUGUGAUCACUGCCCCAAGGUCUUCCAUCUCUCCUGCCAUGUUCCAGCCCUGCUCAGCUUUCCAGUGGGAGAGUGGGUGUGCACGCUUUGCCGUAAUCCAGUGAAGCCGGAGGUAGAAUAUGACUGUGAAAACACACGCUACAGCCAGAGCUAUAAUGCGCAAUAUGGCCUUGAUGACUUUGACCAGAAGAAGUGUGAAAAGCUGGUGCUUUCCCUGUUCUGCAGUAGCAUGAGCCUCCCAUUCCAUGAACCCGUCAGCCCCCUGGCUCGGCAUUAUUAUCAGAUCAUCAAAAGGCCAAUGGAUUUGUCAAUCAUACGAAACAAGCUGCAAAAAAAGGACAAGUCCCACUAUUCUGCACCUGAGGAACUUGUGACUGACGUGCGUCUCAUGUUUUGGAACUGUGCAAAGUUCAAUUAUCCAGAUUCAGAGGUUGCUGAGGCUGGACGAUGCCUAGAUGUAUUCUUUGAGGGCAAACUGAAGGAGAUUUAUCCAGAUAGGCAUUUUCCUUCAAUGCAACAAGAAGACUCUGAUUCUGAAGAAGUGGAGAGUCAGAAUAGCAAAAUGCCCCCCCAAGAUUUUCAGUGGCCAUCAUAUGGACAGGACUGCAUUCAGCCUAAAAGGAGACGGCGCCAUGCUGGAAGUGAAAAAACUAAAAAAAUGUUUCAGCCAGCUAACAGCCUUCCUCAGGUAUGA
Haliaeetus leucocephalus (bald eagle) is the source of this 3816-nucleotide messenger RNA. RefSeq names its product tripartite motif containing 66 (gene TRIM66). Gene Ontology annotation, molecular function: zinc ion binding; protein binding. NCBI's taxonomy places the organism in Eukaryota, Metazoa, Chordata, Aves, Accipitriformes, Accipitridae. The record is from RefSeq and is a predicted model, not a curated record. Bases 1 to 3816 code for a protein of 1271 amino acids. The transcript is spliced from 20 exons.